Drosophila hydei is the source of this 4583-nucleotide messenger RNA. RefSeq names its product clathrin interactor 1 (gene lqfR). Lineage: Eukaryota; Metazoa; Arthropoda; Insecta; Diptera; Drosophilidae. Bases 294 to 4526 code for a protein of 1410 amino acids. Gene Ontology annotation, cellular component: endosome; clathrin vesicle coat; plasma membrane. Gene Ontology annotation, molecular function: clathrin binding; phospholipid binding. Gene Ontology annotation, biological process: endocytosis. The record is from RefSeq and is a predicted model, not a curated record. The transcript is spliced from 6 exons.
UCACGCAAAGUAUUAGCAACACUGACGGGAGACAGCUCACCAAAAUUCUGCCUGCAGAGUGCAGUGAUUUUACUUUGCAUUUUCGUUUAAAUUUUAUACUUAUUAUUUGGCUUAUAGUAAGAAAACGUGUACAACUACAUGUAACUCGUCAAAACGCGAUCUUCGUGCAACAAUAUAUAUGCAUACGUAAUAUAUAUAUAUAUAUACAACCCAAAUAAAAAAAAAAACAAGUUUUGCUAGCCAGCGACUUGGCAAGUUUGUGUGAAAAUUCCAAAGCAGAAAAUUAAGUUGAAAUGGUUGAUAAAUUUAUCAGCAUGUGGAAAGUGCGCGAGUUGGCGGACAAAGUCACCAAUGUCGUAAUGAAUUACACAGAAAUAGAGGGAAAGGUGCGCGAGGCGACUAACGAUGAUCCGUGGGGUCCAACAGGUCCGCUCAUGCAGGAGCUGGCGCAUGCUACAUUCUCCUAUGAGACCUUUCCGGAAGUCAUGUCCAUGCUUUGGAAACGCAUGCUGCAGGACAAUAAAACCAAUUGGAGACGAACAUAUAAGAGCUUGUUGCUAUUGAACUAUUUGGUACGCAAUGGUUCGGAGCGCGUGGUAACGUCGUCGCGGGAGCACAUCUAUGAUCUGCGUUCGCUGGAGAAUUAUACGUUUACGGAUGAAGGCGGCAAGGAUCAGGGUAUUAAUGUUAGGCAUAAGGUACGAGAGCUUAUAGACUUUAUUCAGGACGAUGAUCGUUUGCGCGAAGAGCGCAAAAAAGCCAAAAAGAAUAAGGACAAGUAUAUUGGCAUGAGCAGUGAUGCCAUGGGCUCCCGCAGCGGUGGCUACAGCGGCUACAGUGGUGGUGGGGGCGGAGGCAGCAGCGGUGGGUACAACGACGGAGACUGGCGCAACAAUCGCGGUGACAAUUGGUAUUCCGAUAAGAACUCCGCGGAUCGUUACGAGGACGAGGAUACUCAAUAUGAUGGCGAGCGCGAGGGUUCUGACAGUGAUUCACCUAGUCCCAGACGCAACUAUCGAUACAAUGAUCGCGCUAGUCCAGCUGAGGUGGCCGUUGAGAGCAAACCGUCAAACCUCAACAUGAAUAUACGCUCAAAGACGGUGAGCUCGCCAGUGUCCAAGCAGCCGACAUCUGUUGGCACCUCAAAGCAGGCGGCACCGCAAAAGAAAAUCAAUUUGGGUGCUGCGGCUAACUUUGGCAAGACGCCGAACGCGGCCGGUAUUCAUUCACCCACGCACCGCGACACGCCCACCACAAAUAGCGUUGAUCUAAUGGGCGGCGCAUCGCCCAGCAACAAUAACAACAAGAGCAAUACACCGAGUAACAAUAACGAUUUGCUAGAUGAUCUUUUUAAGACGUGUUCAUCGUCACCAGUACAGCAGUCACCGAAAGUCGAGAAAACGCUUAAUAGCGCUGCUGUUAUUAUUGAUGACGACGAUGACUUUAAUCCGCGUGGUGCUGAUGCUGCUCCCACGCAAGAAUUUGGUGAUUUUGCGACUGCUUUUGGCAGCGGCUCAUUACCACCUUCGACGGGCAUAUUACCGGCGGCAAGCAAUGAUGAAUUCGCGGACUUCGAUGCAUUCCAGAGCUCUACCACUGCGACGGUGUCAUCCACAUUAGCGCUGGAUGGCAACCUGUUGACGACAGCGACGCCAGCUAACGAUGCCUUUGACCUGUUCAAUGCCGCACAGCCAGCAGCAACAGCAACGGCAACAACAGCCACUGAUCUGCUGGCCGGAUUGGGUGAUUUGUCGAUUCACCAGAGCAUGCCAAUGGCUGUUGAAAUUCAGCAAGUCUCAAAGACGUCGCUGCCCCCGCCAUCGGAAUCAGUACGCCAGGCUCUAGCUAAAUCCAUUGCGAAUUUGCGAGAUUUAGCAUGCGUGCAGAGCGCCGCAGAUGUCAGCUACGUGGCUGCCACCUUGCGGCAAUUGCACAACGCUGGUGCCCUGCCGGGAUACACAACGCCAGAACAGCUUGUGGGACUCGAUUGCCGCGCUGUUGAUUGGUCCCAACUGGCAGCUGACGAGUACGCAGCUUUACUCACGCAACUGGGCAGGCUUUUCACGCGGGAUUGGCCACAGCCCACAGAUGACGUGGAUGUUUUAAAUAUGUUUAAAUUGGAUUACAGCAUUGACUAUGCGGAAGUUGCGUUUGAUGCACUGCUACAGCAACUGGAACGGGUGCCGAACAGUGCCGCCUCCAUGCUCGCCGCUCUUGUGCAGGAUCACUGCCUGCUGUCCAUUUGCUUGCUGCACCUUACACGUCACCGUGGCGCGUUAAUGCAGCGAUAUGCACGCACCAUUAAAGUGCUGCCCGAGCGGCUGGUGGACGAGCACGAUGCUCGGACUAUGCAGUUUAUACAACUGCUGAUUGGGCUGCCUGGCCUGGUGGCCAACAAGCUGGGACGGCAGCUGCCCGCGAUAUUUGCGACCAUCGCCUACGGACGACUACUGCUGCAGCAAUGGCUCAGAGCUGUGUACUUUGUGCUGCAGUGCGAGGAUCAAGGCGGCUACUUCGAUCUUAGCCCAUUUAGUUGGCUGCUCUCCCGCGUGCUUGGCAACUACUUUGAUGCUUCCACCCUGGAGGCUCUGUUGCGCGUGCUCGAAGAUCUUGCAGUUGCCCCAAAUUCACGCGGCGUGUUGCAACAAAUUUUAUAUAAGCUGGAGCCAUCCGCCUGUUUUAAAUUGGCUCAAUGUGCUGUCAAUGCUCAGCUCAAUCUUUACGUGCUGUUGGGAACCGGCUCAAUGGAGACGCAGCAUUGGCAGCAUUGUUUGCUCCAGAAGCUGCCUCUGCAGCGGGCGCCCACAGAGAAUGGACCACUUUGCACUCUAGUGGGCUAUCUCGCAGUGGCUGCAGCCACAGAGCUGCACGUGCUUUUUACGCAGCUGCUGGGCAUGUGGUCCAAGAGAAUCACCCUGCAAAAGCUAAGCAGCCAGGAGCAUGUGGCCAUAUGCAAGCUGCUGGUACUGGCUGGCAAAUGUAAUGGCAACAUGGAGCAGGAACACAAACGUCAGCUGCACGACGGGCUGAGCUACCACCUGCAGUCGCCCGACAAGGUGCAGCGAUAUCUGGGCAUGAAGACCGUGGAACUGCUAUAUAAUCACAUGGUAAAUGAACAGGCUCCAGAUGAGGAUCGCUUGAAAUUCGAUUAUGCUGCUCUAGAGGAAACGCCCCAUUGGCAUCUUAUCGAAGAGCUGGAAAUGUUGGCGAACUUUAAGUAUCCCAGCAAGGCGCAGUUGGAUAGCAGACCCAGUCGAGAGCUGCUUCAGCGUCUCGAGCUGCACAUGGCUCAGUUUAUGGAAGUUGAGGAGCAGCCGCCGCGCAUGCCGACUGUGCAGGCAGCCAAAAAUAUAAGUAAAAUGCAACUGGACCUGGACUCAGAUGACGAUGAGACACCAACACUGCCGCUCGACGAGGACGAUGAGGAUGACGAUGAUUUGAAGCCAUAUGACAUGUCCAAUGACAUUUCCAGCAGCCUGGAACAGCGUCCCAAAUUUUUGAUUGACCUGCUGCACCUGCUACGCACCAAAGUGGACAAUUAUCAAAUCUUUGAAGCUGCAUUGGCCACGGCUGAGCAGCUGAUACGCAGCCAGUUGGCGCAGCAGGAUGUCAAGCUGGCUCUGGAGCUGAUGGAACUUUUCAUCGUGCUCGAGAUGCAGUACUAUUUCGAAGACUUUGAGCGCACACAGUUCCGUUGCUGCGUGGCCAUCUGUGUUGCUAAGCCGGGCGCCUGCGCCGAGCUGCUGUGCCGCAUGUUCCACACGGACAACACGCAGUAUGCGGCCAAUGUGCGCAUUCUCAUACUACAGAUAUUGGCUGCAGCAGCCAAGGAGCUAGCCGGGGAUGAGCAUCAGCCGCCAACUGCUGAACAGAUUCUGGACAUUGUGCCGCCCGUAGCCAAGCAACCUCGCAAAUUCCAGCUGCACUCUGAAAAAGACGAUGCUGAUGCACGUCUGGCUGCUGCUCAGCGCAUCAUACGCGACCGAUUGCGCGCCAAGACUAAGCGUUACCUGAGCAAGAGAGCAACGCCGGCUAGUCAAGCCAAGAUCAAUCCGUUCCAUGCCGUUGCCGGCACAUUCUUCUUUGGCCUGGUGCGCGGUCAGCGCACGCGUCAAAUGCUUUAUGUUAAAUAUGAGAAUAUUUCGCAUGACAUCGAUACCCAGCUGCUGGUCAACAUGCUGCACACACUGGCCGUGCUGCUCAUGUGCUCCCAGAACUGCCCGCUACUGCCGGCCAUGACGCGCGAGAUCUUCGAUCUGUGCGCCUUUGUGCGCUUCAGUGCUGAGGCGCGAGUGCGUGCGGCUACGCUGCAACUAUUGGGCAUAGCUCUGGUCACAACGCCCGCCCACCUGUUGGUCGCCCAUUUUGCUGAGUCGCUCAACGAGCUCAAGCGCUGGCUGGAAGAGUUUAUGCGCUCGCCGCUCGUAGGCGGCGAAUCGUCCGACGAGUGCCGCGAGCUAGCCCAACAGAUUUUGAGCACAUGCUACAAGCUAUUCGAUACAGCAACCUUGGAGCAGGGCUCUUAGACCAAAGAAGCUUUUUAUUUAGGGUAGAAUUAAGUGCCAAGCCAAAAGGAUGAAAUU